AUGUCUGCCAGCAAGUUGUUCAGCGUUUCCUCUGCAGAAGCCUUUGCGAAGCUUCCAGAGAAGCUUCAGAACUUCUUCACGAAAUUCCCACCAGCACCCAUCAGAAAGUACGCCGACCAGCCAACGGCCUGCAAUGCCGAGGACGCCAACCCAUUUUUGGCGAACCGUCAUCCGGUAACCGGACGCACACAUGAGCCACUCUACAGUCUACGUCGCCAGAGUGACCUUUACAAGCUGGCGUACAAGUUUGGCAUUGCGGAUCUGAUGCCACCUCUCGCCAACGGAAAGAAGUUCUUUGCCGAGAAGCACGAAGCAUCGCCUAUCUUGAAGGGUGUCUUGUAUCCUAAGGGCCACAAGUGGGAGAGAACGUUUGCGGAAAGAAAGAAGAAGAUCCAGGAUGCGCUUGGAGAGGUCGACAACAUCCUCAUCAAGCACAGAGGUGCCAAAUACAGAAAGAGACUGGAGAGAAGAGAAAAGGAGGAAAAGCGCUGGAUCUGA
Pichia membranifaciens NRRL Y-2026 is the source of this 498-nucleotide messenger RNA. RefSeq lists its product as hypothetical. Lineage: Eukaryota; Fungi; Ascomycota; Pichiomycetes; Pichiales; Pichiaceae. Bases 1 to 498 code for a protein of 165 amino acids. Gene Ontology annotation, cellular component: mitochondrial large ribosomal subunit. The transcript has a single exon. The record is from RefSeq and is a predicted model, not a curated record. Gene Ontology annotation, molecular function: structural constituent of ribosome.